Parnassius mnemosyne (clouded apollo) is the source of this 1233-nucleotide messenger RNA. The record is from the annotation of a GenBank genome assembly. NCBI's taxonomy places the organism in Eukaryota, Metazoa, Arthropoda, Insecta, Lepidoptera, Papilionidae.
AUGAAGCGAUAUAAGAAUAUCAUAGAAGCGUGGUAUCUAGUAAAUUAUAUCAAAUCAAUAAUGGGAGCGCGAGUCUUGUAUGUAAAAAAUACAAUUGGCGAUGAUAUAGAACGACGGCUAAGUUACUUUGGCCUCUUUUUCUUCCUGAUUUGGUAUAUUCUUUACUUUUACUGCACGUGCAUCUCUUAUAUGGAAGAACAAACUGUUCUAAGAAUUUUGUACGAUACGAAACUAAAACAGUACGGCGAUUAUGUGGAAAAUAUAAUUUCGUUGCAUUAUGUGUUGUAUGUCAUGUGGAAAGUGCCGUUCGAUUUAAGCGGAAGCACAGUCAAAAUUCAAGAAUUAAUCGAUAUUGACAAAACUAUAGAAAGCAUGUGUGAACCAAUCGAUUAUACUAGAAGCGCCUUUAUAACUUUAUUAACGUUUACGCUUCAAUUAGGAUUGAGCGCAACAAAGAUGAUGACACUUUGGUUGAUUCUCAGCAACUUUGAAGUUGCAAUGCCGUUUAGCAAAAUGUACCAGAUCGUCUUUGUCGAAAUUUUAGUACUAAAUGUUGCUUCGUGCUAUUGUUUCUAUCUGAUUUCUAUAAGGGCACGCUACAUUAUUGUUAAUAAAGUGCUCAAGAAGAUAAAGAAUAAAAAAUCGUUGGAGCAGCACAUUUUUGUUCAUGAAACGCGUCAAGGAAACAUACAGCGAGCAUUACAGGUUCAAGAGAAAUACGUUUGUGAAAAAAUUAAGACUUGCGCCAAGACCCACAGUUUAUUGUAUCAUUCUACGGAGAGUGCGAACAAGAAGUUCGGUUUUGCUUUAGCUUUCACCAUGUUCCUAUGUUUAAUUACAAUCAUACUGUAUUUGUUUUAUCUGAUGGAAGCGACGGCGUCUGGUCUAUUCCACAACGUUCCACGCUAUUGUGAAUUUUUAGCAUUUGUUUUCUGGCAGAUUAUUGUAGCCAUUGGUGUUGUAUACGUGAUCGUAUAUUUUUGCGAAUUGACUACAGCUGAGGCUAAAGCCACAGCAAUUGUUACUCAUCAGAUUAUUAAUAAUAACUUUAGCCCAGUUGUAACUUCUGAGGCAAUGCAGCUGUCUCUGCAAUUAUUGCAUCAAGUCCCCGUAUUUACUGCACGGGGUUUAUAUAAGCUAGAUUAUUUGAUUAUAUUAGAGGGAGCGCGUUCUGUAGUUACAUUUCUCGUAAUGCUCAUUCAAUUUGUAACGGAUCCACCUUCAGCUUUGUAG